Molecule: messenger RNA, 2987 nt
Organism: Exaiptasia diaphana
Lineage: Eukaryota; Metazoa; Cnidaria; Anthozoa; Actiniaria; Aiptasiidae
Product: ETS translocation variant 5
Exons: 8
Coding region: 590-1972 (460 amino acids)
Biological process (GO): cell differentiation; regulation of transcription by RNA polymerase II
Cellular component (GO): nucleus
Molecular function (GO): DNA-binding transcription factor activity, RNA polymerase II-specific; sequence-specific DNA binding
Source: RefSeq, a predicted model, not a curated record
AAGYUAGUAAUAGGAGCCCCAGGCAAAACUAUUGAUAAAAAAAAACUAGAUUUAAUUAGAUGAACCACGCGUGAUUCCUCCAGAGGCUCCGUGACCGUACUCGCCUACGCGCGACGAUCUUGCGAGAAAAAUGACGACUAGCACCCCAUGUCAAUUGUUUCUAUUGUUUCGAUUGGUCAAUAGAAUGAAACUGACACUUGGUGCAUCGUGCCCUGCAAAUGACCAAUAGCCCGUCACAAGGCGGCUUACAAGUUGACCAAUCAUAACAGUCGUCGUUAUAAAUGACCUAACCAUGUCAAACACAAGGGAAAACUACACACAAGGAACCAAAAACUCACAUACAGUCAAAAAAACCGUAUUUUCAAGGCACCUCUAAUUGUUUCUUAUUGAUUUGACUUACUGGAGACAUACUUGUCUGUCUAGAUAUUAUAAGAGCGGUUUUAGUCGGCGUACAAUAAGGCGAGUAUUACAUUGAUCGUCGUCCGUGUACUAGUAAUCAUAUUCACCCCGAAGUUGAAGACAAACAGCAAAGAGCAUAAAGUAACGAACUCGGAUCAAGGUGUGUGACACAACGUAGUGCCACCGGACUAUGUACCAACAUCACGGCGACUAUUACGAUCAAGAGGUCCCAUACAUGUACCCACAGUUAGAACCACGAACGUACCAAAGUGAACGCAAAGCUUCUUCAUUACUGCACAAAGCCAGUAAAAACAGAGAUAAUUUAACGAUUGACUCACAAGAAUUGUUCCAGGACUUAUCACAGAUGCAGGACCAAUGGAUCAGCGAAGUUCGGUCAACUUACCCCCAGUCAACAUCGGAACAGUAUGUGCCAGAAAUGAAAGGUGGCCUUAACACAAACAGAGAAGUGAGUUAUGUCACAAACAUUAAGACGGAGCCGAGAGAACUAGUGUGCGACCAGAGCCAGUCUACCCCAAUUCUUCCAGGCCUGACAAGUGCAUCUCGAGCCCACAACGGUUACAAAAUGGAAAACGCUAGUGAUUCUAGUUCUUAUAUGAAGAUGAUGAGCGAGGCUCACGCGCCCGCCAACUCCCCCCUCGUAUAUACAUGCGGCACUCAGCCGUCUCCAUUUCACUGUGUUAAAGCUUAUCGACAACUCUAUGACGGUAUGGCUGCCUAUGAUACUCAACCAACAGCCUAUUCUGGCAUUAAACAAGAACCAAUCGACUACAGUCCGGCAAAUUGUGACAAUCCGUAUGAACAAGGUCUCGCAGCGUACCAUCAUCAACAACAUCAACAACCCGAUUGUUACACGCUUCAACCAGGAUCAACCGAAGCGGGAGUCUAUGGUGAUCCAAAUCUUCACUCGUUUUACGACGAACCACUACCGUACGCGGAUCGAUAUAAGGACCAUUAUCACAAGGAAUAUAAAGACUACUUUGAACAACAUAAAGAUAUGAAAGACUACCGAGAUGCGAGUCCAGAGUUCAAAGUUCCAAGUGGYGUCCCUUAUCCUGAUAAUAGGUCCUUCCAGCGAAGGGGCUCAUUACAGUUAUGGCAGUUCCUCGUGGCACUUUUAGACGAACCCGAAUGUUCCUCGUUUAUAGCKUGGACAGGGCGUGGUCUUGAGUUCAAACUUAUCGACCCCGAAGAAGUAGCGAGACGUUGGGGUCUUCAGAAAAACCGUCCAGCAAUGAACUAUGACAAACUAAGCAGAUCACUAAGAUAUUACUAUGAAAAAGGAAUCAUGCAAAAAGUGGCGGGUGAGCGCUACGUAUACAAGUUUGUAUGCAGCCCAGAAGCCUUAUUUAGCAUGGCGUUCCCUGACUCACAGAAACCAUACAUUAAACCUGAAUGUCGAGAACCUAAGCCUGUGGCCCCACACGCUACRCAACAGCUUGUUGCUAUGCCAAAAGAUACCUACAAAACUCAUUAUCCUCAACAACAUUAUGUCACUACYUCAGCAAACUGCUAUCAAGCUGAAUGGGACAUGGACAGCGCCUGUGUUUAUUAACAUGGUAGCAUUUUUUUACCACUCUGUUGUAUACUUAAUUAAUUGUUUGUAUGGAAAAAAAAAGUUCUUAUCUUAACUCAAGAGACCCAAGCAAGCCUGGAAAAGCAAGUUUCUCCUCUAAAUAAAAAGAAUGUAUUAUUUUACGAUCUGUUUCGGAACUAUGAGACCAGAUUGCAAAAGUUUUUCAAAUUUAAAGUAAAUAUUUAAGGAGAGAGCUUUUAAACUUAUGUAGAUAUCUGUUUGUGCUUGCUAGUUUUUUCCUUCUCAAUUUCUCUCUUUCUUUUCUAUUUCCUUUCAAUUUCUUUCUUCACUUUUUAUAGUUAAUUUCUUCCUUCUUUCUUUCUCUUUCUCCCUUUUUAUCCUGUUCAAAUUUAAGCACAAAAGUCGAAGGUCAACGAUAGAGUAGGAAUGUUUAUGGUUUGGCAUACAGCCAUGAGUCCAAAGUCUUGAAUAAUUCAUUUGAAAUAAGUUCGCUUUUCUUUAGACUGAAAAACGUCGAAUAUAAAAUGAGAGAAGCGUUAUUUUCUUCUUUGAAAGAAUGAAAAAUAAAAAACACCACUGAACAAUAAAAAAUAUAUAUUAGUAUAUGAAAAUAGYAGAAAAGUGUAGAGUUUCAUUAUUUAGCUCAUGGAAGAGGGCGUUGGAUAACAUGAAAUAGAGAGUAUGAAAAAUAUCAUUUGUAAGAAGAAGAAUUAAUUUUGAAAAACUGCCAAAACUGUAGUUUAGUUUAGAGUAAGUUACUUGACACUGUAGCGAUAAUAGACUGGCUAACAUUGUAGUAUACCAUAUAUUAUAUACAUAAGGAUUAUUUUUCUAUUCUUAGAUCAUAGACCCAUGAUCCUUGUCGAUGUCUUUCAUGUUGCAAACAUAGUAAAUUUCAAUGUGUAAUAUAUUAUAUAUAAUUAAAUAUUGGAUUAAUAUUAUGAAGAUUAUUAUUAUUAUUGUACCAUUGCCAUUAUUAAAGGAAACGCAACAUACGCAUGUGAUUAUAAAUAAAUUUAUCUGAAUUACAGCA